CCACGAGGUUUGACAGCUCGGCAGCCAAACAUGGCGCCGCCUAACUAGAGCAACACAGCCAAAAACCUCCGUGUUUAUUGUUAUUAUUGGCAGCUGUAAAGAAAUAAGCAGAGCAGAUGAGGAUUUACAUCGAGAGACUGUAAGCGGCUGUCGUCCAGUGGUCGUCUGUCCCGGUUUUAUCCUGCUGGUGUCCGCUUUGUGAAGGUGGUUUGAGGAGAGAAGUGGACUGUCUCUUUCGGUCUGUCGGGUUCUUUAUCUCUGUCUCGAUAUGUUUCACAGGUAAUCCCAGGCCCGUCUUUGAACCCGCCUCCUGCUGAUGAUGUCACAACCACCAGCGAAGCCCUCUACCCCUGUCCUUUCUCCCGGUCCCCCGGUGCGGCCCUCAGCUGCCCUGGACUCCCUCUCCAUUUCUUCCCUUCUGUCUGGGGAUUUAGACGAUGAUGACGAUGGAGGAAUAGGAGGGGAGGAAGGGCUGGGAGACCUGGAAGUGAACCCUUAUGAUGGUUUACCCUUUUCUUCUCGCUACUACGCCCUACUGGAAGAGAGGCAGAAAUUUCCUAUCUGGAGGCUCAGGCAGAGUCUGCUGGAGCACCUGGAGAGCCACAACAUGCUGCUGCUCAGCGCACCGAGUGGAUCCGGAAAAAGCACCCAGGUGCCUCAGUGGUGUGUGGAGUAUGCUUUGUCCUAUGAGUUUUCUCAGGGUCUGGUGUGUUGUUCCCAGCCCUAUUCGGUGACAGCGUCGAGUCUGGCCCUUCGGGUGGCUGAUGAGAUGGACCUCAGCCUGGGCCUGGAGGUGGGCUACAGGGUGUCUCAUGAUGACAGCUGCACACCCGACACCCUGCUCAGGUUUGUCAGUGACGCUCUCCUCCUGGAGGAGAUGAUGUCAGACCCUCUGUUGCAUCAGUACGGUAUCGUGGUGCUGGAUGAGCUGCAGGAGCGCACCGUGCCCACCGACGUGCUGCUGGGCCUGCUGUGUGACGUCUGCCGCCAGAGGCCGGACAACUUCCGCGUGGUUCUCCUCACUCACCCGACGCUGGCGCCUCGCCUCUCCGCCUUCCUGGGACCUUUGGUCCCUCACCUCUCCCUGGACAGCGUGACCACCGACCCCCCUGCCAAAGACCAGGAGGAGGGGUGUGAGGUAGAGGGGGACAGGACGGCCGUGGAGCUGAACAAGGUGGAGACUGUUUACCGGGAGCUUUCCUCUGGGAAGGAGCCGGCAGCUGCAGCCUGUCACAUGGUGCUGGACCUGCACAGACGGGGAGAGGAGGGAGAUGUGAUGGUGUUUUUAGCCAGCGCACAGGAAACAGAAGAGUGUGCGGCUCUGCUGGAGAAAGAGUGUGUAGCUUUGAGUCCUCAGCUCGGUCCUCUCAGGAUUCUCCCUCUCCACGCUGGACUGGGCGGGCUGAACCAGCGGGUCUACGAAACCAACCCCGAAGCCUCUACACUGAGGGAGAAUGACAGCUCAGAGAGCGCGGAUGGCUCGGUGCUGGGGGCCGGAGGUCAGGGGGUCAAGAGGAAGGUUAUCCUCUCCAACUCCCUGGCGGAGGCUUCCUUCUCCCUGCCAGCUAUUCGCUACGUCAUAGACACAGGCCUUCAACUCAAAACUAUUUAUAAUCCACAAAUACGAGCUAAUUCUCAGGUCGUGAGGACGAUCAGCAAGCACCAGGCUGACAUGAGGACGCAGAGGGUGAACAGCCACCUGCCAGGGCUGUGCCUCCGUCUCUACCCUCGCUCUCUCUACGACGGGAUGGAGGAGGCUCACUGUCCGGGGGUGGUGGAGGAAAACCUCAGUCACUUGGUGCUGCUGCUCAAGAGGCUCGAUAUCGCUGACAUGGGACAGUGCAAGUUCCUGGAUAGACCAGCCCCGGAGGCUCUGAUGCAGGCCUUGGAGGACCUGGACUACCUGGCAGCGCUGGACGAUGACGGUAACCUGUCAGAGGUGGGCAUCAUAAUGUCAGAGCUGCCACUGGAGCCUCCGCUGGCUAAAGCUCUGAUCGCCGCCUGCGAGUACGACUGUGUGGACGAGCUGCUCACCAUCGCUGCCAUGCUCACAGCUCCCUCCUGCUUCCUGGCAGUGGACCCCAGCAAAGCGGAGGCUGCUGUGGCUCACUGGCAGCCUCUGAUGCACGCAGAGGGAGACCACAUGACCCUGAUUAAUAUUUACAGAACCUUCAUAGAGCAUAAUCAAGACGAGGCGUGGUGCACAACAAACUUCCUCAGUCAUGCAGCCCUGCGGUUGGCUGUGGUGAUCCGGGCGGAGCUGCUGGAGGUGAUGCAGCGUAUAGAGCUUCCUGUUUCUCCUCCUGCCUUCGGAUGCCAAGACAACUGCACCAACAUCAAGCGUGCUCUCAUCUCAGGCUUCUUCCUCAAAGUGGCUCAUGAUGUGGACGGCUCCGGUAACUACCUCCUGCUGACUCACCGCCACGUGGCUCACCUGCACCCCUUCUCCUCCUACCUGUGCAGGCAGCCGCGCCCCGACCCCCCCAGCUGGGUCAUGUACCACGAGUUCACCAUCUCCUGCGAUAACUGCAUCCGCAUCGCUUCCGAAGUUCACCCUCAGAUGCUGGUGGAGCUGGCCCCUCAGUACUACCUGGGAAACCUGCCGUCCAGUGAUGGCAAAGAGCUGCUGAUGGAGCUGAGGCAGAGUCUGGACCAACAGGACGGAGUAUCAGAUCAGUACGGCAGGACUCACAGAGACGAGGACGGGACGGGAGACACUCACAGUCAGUCCAGCACGGAGCUCUGUGUCCUCCAGUGAGACGAACACAGAGACGGAGCAUCUCAGGAGAAAAAAACGCUGAACACACAGACGUCACUUUAUUGUUUGAUCUGAGAUUUUGUAUGAAUUAGUCUGAAAUGUAAUUUAAGGUUAAAUCAUUUUGAUUUCAAAUGAAUUUUUACUGUAUAGCACAGUAAUGUGUUCUAUCUUAUAUAUGCAGUGGGUAAAUAUACAAACCUUCAUUAUCUCCUUGUUGUGCUAUGUAUGGACUUAAUUUAAAUUUUUAUUAAGUUUUUUAUUUAAUGAGGGAUUUCUG
Messenger RNA from Centropristis striata (black sea bass), 3035 nucleotides. It is a transcript of the gene dqx1, whose product is annotated as DEAQ box RNA-dependent ATPase 1. Lineage: Eukaryota; Metazoa; Chordata; Actinopteri; Perciformes; Serranidae. Gene Ontology annotation, molecular function: RNA binding. Gene Ontology annotation, cellular component: intracellular anatomical structure; spliceosomal complex. The transcript has 12 exons. Bases 317 to 2758 code for a protein of 813 amino acids. The record is from RefSeq and is a predicted model, not a curated record.